Messenger RNA from Hippopotamus amphibius kiboko, 372 nucleotides. RefSeq names its product chromosome 5 C10orf105 homolog (gene C5H10orf105). The transcript has a single exon. The coding region runs from base 1 to 372 and encodes 123 amino acids. The record is from RefSeq and is a predicted model, not a curated record. NCBI's taxonomy places the organism in Eukaryota, Metazoa, Chordata, Mammalia, Artiodactyla, Hippopotamidae.
AUGAGCACAGAGGGCCCCAGCCCCCUUGCCUUCCUCACAGCCCCUGUCACUCCGGGGAGGCCCUCGGAGGCCGUCGACCCCAUUCCCGUGCUUAUCGCCCUGGCCUGCCUCUUCCUCCUGCUGGCCACCUGUCUGCUGUUCAUGACCCUCUGCAAGCCCACUGCAUUGGAUCUGAGCUGCCGCCAGGCCCGCGAAUACAUGCCCCACCACCCGGGGAGCCCCAGCGAGCCCCAGCUCCGGCUCUGGAAGCGCCUGGGCUCGCUGCGCUGCUCCCUGCACAGCUUCCGCUGUGGCCGGCCUGCCCCUCGGCGCCCCCUGCCGGGCAGAGAGGACAACCACGACUGUGACUGCACCGAAUCUACCGCGAUGUAA